CAUUUCGUUGACGAGGAUAUUUCUGGCGCUGAGUGUACUGCACAAUCUCUUUUGGAUAUUUCCCUCGGAAUUCUUCAGAGACUGCCUCAUCUGGAGGCAAUGGACCCUUAUCAUUCACGUCUCAAUGUCAUGUCAAGACUUUAUGUGUUGGUGAUUCAAACGAGCAAAAUAGCCGACGAGACCUACCUGCAGACUGUCACACGCCCUUUCUUCAGGGUUAUGGAACCAACAGCUGUGGCAGAAUGCAUCCGUACUCUUUCCCGCCUCCGGGGUAAAGGCUCGGCAAUUACGCUUUUGCUCUUCGCCCUUGAAAACGAACGUCGCUGCGUUGAUGAAUGUGGCCUCCUCCAAGACCUUACAGCACUAUACCACGACUCGAUCGUUCGAUAUGGCAUACUUUCCGACGAGACCAGAUUAGAAGAAGUCAUUCGACCUCUCAUCAAUCGUAUGCCACUGGAACUCGCUGCCGAAUGUCUGUUAAGAAUUAUUGCUGAUUGCGCCCAAUGUUCGGUUGAGGUCCUUCGCGGCCGCAGCGGCAUGCCCGCUGAGUUCCAACCAAAUGACCAGUUGCUGAAUAUUGCUCUUGAUAUCCUCGUAAAGUUCCGUCAUCGCCUCUCGGAUACUCAACUUCGGCACCGAUUAUGUCUUGUUAACUUGGUAUGUCAGCUAUACCCUCGACUGGUUGCUCCUUCGCAUAGUCUCAUCCAGAAUAUGUGGGCCUCCUUCAUGAUAUGCAGUGGUCAAGAGGGCAUCAAUCAGGGACUCAACUUCCUCUUUACUUUACAGUUAACAGCCGGAACGAGUCUUGCUGCGAUCCAAUACGUCAUCGCAUUCGCGAAACAUACGAUGCACCAAAGUCCUACUAGGUCCUACUCUAUUCAUCAAAUCAUUUACGAUUGCAUGCACUAUGGCAUGCUUGAUUGGUAAAAAUGGAACCAACUCUGAUCGCCAAGCGUACUACCAGAAAUACCGCCUGCCACUGCAAACGGUAGAGGAUAGCUCUCAUCGCCCGGGACUAUCAUUUGGGGUAGAGCACGCUCGCACUCUCAAGCGCUUUUGCGAUGGUAUAAGAGGGCUUGGCGCGAUGGAUAGCGAUAUGAUAACUAGCGAAGUUGUGGAAAAUGUGGUGGCAUGCAUCAGGGGCGAGAGAAAGGUUAAUGAUCAAGUCAACAGAAGCCUCUGCUUAUUGCAGGAGACAUUCGGCCUUGGAAAGUAAUUACUUGUAUGUGAUCAAUGUAAAACCAUCCAAGAGACUUGAUUAUCAGAUUCAUAAAG
Serpula lacrymans var. lacrymans S7.9 is the source of this 1275-nucleotide messenger RNA. RefSeq lists its product as uncharacterized. The record is from RefSeq and is a predicted model, not a curated record. Lineage: Eukaryota; Fungi; Basidiomycota; Agaricomycetes; Boletales; Serpulaceae. The coding region runs from base 100 to 927 and encodes 275 amino acids. The transcript is spliced from 3 exons.